Bursaphelenchus okinawaensis is the source of this 879-nucleotide messenger RNA. The record is from the annotation of a GenBank genome assembly. Lineage: Eukaryota; Metazoa; Nematoda; Chromadorea; Rhabditida; Aphelenchoididae.
AUGGAUUUCCAAAAUCGAGCUGGAGGCAAAACAGGUGGUGGUGGAGUAGCGUCGUCGUCAGAUGCCAAUGUAGAUCGGCGAGAAAGGCUUCGGUUGUUAGCGUUGGAAACGAUCGAUCUUCAGAAGGAUCCGUAUUUUAUGCGCAAUCAUUUGGGUGGAUAUGAAUGUAAACUCUGUUUGACACUGCACAACAACGAAGGAUCUUAUUUGGCACAUACUCAAGGAAAGAAGCAUCAGGCCAACUUGGCCAGGAGAGCGGCUAAAGAUGCGGCCGAUCAGCCAUUUGUUCAGCUACCACAAUCGGCCAAAGUUGAGCCGAAGAAGUUCGUCAAGAUUGGACGGCCUGGUUACAAGGUGACGAAGGAAAGGGAUCCAGUGACGGGUCAACAAGCUUUGUUGUUUCAAAUUGGUAAGGGUUCAUAUUUGUUUCUAUUUUUUAGGUAACAAUUCCUUUUGUAAAAAAAAAUUUUGUAAAAGUUAGCUAAAAGGUAAAUACUUUUAACAGGCUUAUUUAUUAUAUUUUUAUGUGAAGGGUUUUUUUGUAGUAAUUAUAUUAUUUUAGACUACCCGGAGAUUGGCGAAGGUAUAAUUCCGCGACAUCGUUUUAUGGCCGCAUAUGAACAGAAAGUUGAGCCUCCAGAGAAGCGAUGGCAAUAUCUGAUGUUUGCAGCCGAGCCUUAUGAGACAAUUGCUUUCAAAAUUCCAUCAAGAGAAGUCGACAAAUCAGAAAAGGUGUUUUGGUCGUUGUGGAACAAAGACAGCAAGCAGUUCUUCUUGCAGUUUGCCUUCAGGAAUGUUGUUGAAGAUCACGGAAUGAGGCCACCUCCCCCGGCUUUUAUUCCUGCACCACCUCAGCCCGUAUUGGCCCCGCGUUAUUGA